CGACCCCUCUCUUUGUUUCAGGUCCUUAUCCUCUGGCUGGUGUUCCCCCUGUAGUGUGGAGGGGGAUGGAGCGUGGCGGAGGAGAGAGCCCUCGUUUACGGGAGAGCCCCGAGCGACGUGGGAGCAGCAGUCCUGAUAUCGGCGGCCCCCCACCAAAGAUGGGGCGUCUGGAGCUCAACGGCAGUCCCACAGGUCACCGCAGCCGCCACAAUGGGGCCCCACAGAGACCUCUCAGUGGUCUGAUGAUUCCAGUCUUCUGUGUGGUGGAGCAGGUGGAUGGAGGGAUGAUAUCAGAUGGAGAGAGCCGGGAGGAACAUGCCGAGUUCGUGCUGGUCAGGAAAGACAUCCUCUUCACUCAGCUGGUUGAGACUGCACUUCUCGCCCUUGGAUACUCCCACAGUUCUGCAGCCCAGGCACAUGGCAUCAUUAAGGUGGGCCGCUGGAACCCCCUGCCCAUCCAUUACCUGACAGAUGCUCCAGAGGCAACGGUUGCUGAUAUGUUGCUGGACGUUUACCACAUGGUCACGCUACGCAUCCAGCUACAGAACUUUGCAAAACUGGAGGACCUUCCAUCAGAGCAGUGGAAUCACGCUACAGUACGCAACGCCCUCAAAGAACUGCUCAAAGAGAUGAACCAGAGCACUCUGGCCAAAGAAUGUCCACUCUCCCAGAGUAUGAUCUCCUCGAUAGUGAAUAGCUCCUACUAUGCUAACGUCUCAACUGCCAAGUGCCAAGAGUUUGGUCGCUGGUACAAGAAGUACAAAAAAGUUAAAGGGGACUAUUUGUGGCAAGGACGGGAGAGCUCAGAAAUCAAGGUUGAAAGGGACAGCCUCACGGACUUCUGUGUAUUAGCCCAGCGUCCGCCCCCUCACCUGACUGGUCUGUCGCAGCUUGGUCCGUUGAACAGUGGCAGCUCUCUGGUGAAAGGCGGAUCUGGAGAGCAUCAGAAUUCAGCCCAGUCUCAGCCUCCAUCUCAAGGGCAGCCGCAAACUCCAUCAUCUCAUGGACAGCUCCAUCAUAGUCCUCCGCUAAGAGCUCAGGUGCCUCCUCCGCCAACCGCCCUGCAACCUCUUUUGGCACCCGGAGGACUUCUCUCACCCCAGCUUAGUCCACAGCUGGUGAGGCAGCAGUUAGCCAUGGCUCAUCUUAUCAACCAGCAGCUGGCCGUCAGCCGCCUUCUGCAUCAGCACCCACAGGCUCUUAACCAGCAGUUUCUCAAUCACCCACCCAUCCCACGGCCUAGCAAGUCCGGUUGUCCUGGAGAACCCGGGUCCAACCCCUCGGCUGCAGAAGUCUCCUCUGAUAUCUACCAGCAGGUGCGAGAUGAGCUGAAAAGAGCCAGUGUCUCACAGGCAGUGUUCGCUCGAGUUGCCUUCAACCGUACACAGGGCCUGUUAUCGGAGAUCUUGCGAAAAGAAGAGGACCCACGCUCAGCCUCUCAGUCCUUGCUAGUGAACCUCAAAGCGAUGCAGAACUUCCUGAACUUACCUGAGAGUGAGAGGGACCGAAUUUACCAGGAAGAGCGAGAGCGCAGCAUGAAUCCCCCUGUGAGUCUGCCCCCAAGCACAAACCCCAGUCCUGGCGGCGCCCGCCUUUCUCAGAAACUGUGGGAGCGCAGCAUCGAUGAACAGUUAACUCCUGACGCAUGGGCAUCUAUUUGGAAGAAUAAGACCAAAAUCACAAACUCGUCUAAAACUUCUGGUCCUAACCCUGACAUUCCUCUGAAACUGGAGCCACUGGUUAACAUCACCUCAGCCAUUUAUGAUGAAAUCCAGCAGGAGAUGAAACGGGCAAAAGUGUCUCAGGCACUUUUUGCCAAGGUGGCAGCCAACAAGAGCCAAGGAUGGCUGUGCGAGCUGCUUCGCUGGAAAGAGAGUCCCAGCCCCGAGAACAGGACUCUCUGGGAGAACCUGUGUACCAUCCGGAGGUUUCUGAGCCUUCCACAGGCGGACAGGGAUCUGGUGUAUGAGGAAGAGUCCCGCCAUCACCACAGUGAACGGAUGCACACUGUACUACACUUGCCCACUGACCCUCAGGCACUUCACAGACAGCCCAUACAGCCACUGAAGGAACACUCUCCAAUUCGAGAAGAACCUGUUCCCAGUUCUGGAGCUGAAGAGAACCCCCAGGCUAACGCAGGUUCAGGCAACAGCGGAGGGGUCAGCAAUGUCACAAAAAAACCUCGCUCUCGCACCAAAAUCUCUCUGGAGGCUCUAGGUAUCUUACAGAGCUUCAUCCAAGAUGUGGGCCUCUAUCCUGACCAGGAAGCAAUCCACACCCUUUCAGCCCAAUUAGAUCUGCCCAAACACACCAUUGUUAAAUUCUUCCAGAACCGCGUUAUCACGUGAAGCAUCAUGGUCGACUGAAGGAGCUUGGAUCUGAGGGUGGUGGUGUAGACGUAGCCGAAUAUCGUGAUGAGGAACUGUUGUCCAGUUCGGAGGAAGCAG
Messenger RNA from Carassius auratus (goldfish), 2447 nucleotides. Its product is annotated as DNA-binding protein SATB2-like. The transcript is spliced from 12 exons. Gene Ontology annotation, biological process: chromatin remodeling; regulation of transcription by RNA polymerase II. The coding region runs from base 66 to 2348 and encodes 760 amino acids. The record is from RefSeq and is a predicted model, not a curated record. NCBI's taxonomy places the organism in Eukaryota, Metazoa, Chordata, Actinopteri, Cypriniformes, Cyprinidae. Gene Ontology annotation, molecular function: RNA polymerase II cis-regulatory region sequence-specific DNA binding; DNA-binding transcription factor activity, RNA polymerase II-specific.